Messenger RNA from Euleptes europaea (tarantolino), 1077 nucleotides. RefSeq names its product annexin A5 (gene ANXA5). Gene Ontology annotation, cellular component: cytoplasm. The transcript has 12 exons. Lineage: Eukaryota; Metazoa; Chordata; Lepidosauria; Squamata; Sphaerodactylidae. The record is from RefSeq and is a predicted model, not a curated record. Bases 1 to 1029 code for a protein of 342 amino acids. Gene Ontology annotation, molecular function: calcium ion binding; calcium-dependent phospholipid binding. Gene Ontology annotation, biological process: negative regulation of coagulation.
AUGACCAUUCUGAAUGUAGGAGCUGAAAAACAGUUUUAUAUUAAUGAUAGCUUGAUAUGGGCUUUGAAUCAGCACACAAGAGGCACUGUAAAGGAUUUUCCAGGCUUUGAUGCCAGAGCAGAUGCGGAGGCCCUUCGUAAGGCCAUGAAAGGCUUGGGGACUGAUGAACAGCCCAUCUUGCAGAUCCUAAUAGGCAGAAGCAAUGCCCAGCGCCAGGAAAUUGCAGCUGCUUUUAAAACCUUAUUUGGCAGGGAUCUGGUUGAUGACCUGAAAUCAGAACUGACUGGCAAACUUGAGACUCUGAUGGUCAGCUUGAUGAGACCAGCACGGCUUUAUGAUGCUCAUGCACUGAAGCAUGCCCUUAAGGGGGCAGGAACCAAUGAAAAAGUCCUGAAUGAAAUUCUCGCAUCCAGAACACCUGCAGAAAUCCGAAAUAUAAAGCAAGUUUAUCAGGAAGAAUAUGAAGCAAGCUUAGAAGAUCAUAUAACAUCAGACACAACUGGUUUCUACCAGAGGAUGUUGGUAGUUCUUCUUCAGGCUGGCCGAGAUCCUGAUGGCUCAAUUAAUGAACACUUAGUUGAGCAGGAUGCUCAGGUGCUGUUUAGAGCGGGCGAACUGAAAUGGGGAACUGAUGAGGAAAAGUUCAUCACCAUUCUGGGAACGCGGAGCAUUUCUCACUUAAGGAAGGUCUUCGAUAAAUACAUGACCAUUUCUGGCUUUCAUCUUGAAGAAACUAUUGACCGUGAAACUUCUGGGGAGCUGGAGAAGCUGCUUCUGGCAGUCGUGAAGAGUAUCCGAAGCGUUCCUGCGUAUUUCGCUGAAUCUCUGUUUUAUGCAAUGAAAGGAGCAGGUACUGACGAUGAUACCCUGAUCAGAAUCCUAGUUACAAGAAGUGAAAUUGAUCUGCUGGACAUCAGGAAGGCUUUCAGAAGAGAUUUUGCAAAAUCUUUGUACCAUGCAAUUCAGAAAGAUACAUCUGGGGACUACAGGAAUGGCCUUUUGCUGCUCUGUGGUGGCGAAGAUGACUAAGGCCUAGAGUGGACAGAAGGACAGCGUCUUAACUGUUGCCUUUUGACU